AUGCCCUUGACCCCAGGUGACAGCGAUACCGAAGUACCCAGUGGACUUUCUCAGAAGGCCGGACGCAGGCGCAUCGCAAGUGAGAUGGCCGGGCGCAAGCGCACCGCAAGUGAGAUGGAAGAUGACGCCUCAACAAGCAGGUCGGCAGACACUGGCUCCGACACCGACACUGACCUCGACCAGAGCAGCGAGAGCAGUGGAGCAGGCACUAGGGCUGCCAGUGGCGCCGACGGUGCAGACGGCUCAGAAACAAUUGAGGCCGACGUCGACGAUGAAUUCGAUGUACAGUGCCCGCCACGCCCAAGACGUGGGAAGCAGGCCGCUGCGGACGAUGUGUUUGAGGGAACGGACGCACCGUCACUCGCCCCUCAACUCGAGGUAGACUAUGCUAUAAGGCCAGGCUCAAAGUGGAAGAGCCUAGGCGUUUUCAGGAAUGCCAAAUUCAAAAACCCUACGGUCGUGAUCUAUACUGUGGGCCAGAUUGUGUAUAUCAAUCGGCACAACCCUGUUCCACCGCCGCCUCCAGUCGACGCUUCUGAAGAAGAGAGAUUAGAGUAUGACAAAGCCAACUUCUGGGUUGGUUUGAUAGCCGAGAUCCGAGCCGAGAACCACGCAAAGGUCUAUGCCAGGGUGUUCUGGUUCUACUGGCCAGAGGAGUUGCCCAUGGGCAGACAGCCUUAUCAUGGCCGACAGGAGUUGAUCUUGAGCAAUUGUGUCGACGUUGUCGAAACACACUCGAUUGCAUCCCAUGCCGAAGUGAGCCACUGGGACGAGAACGACGAUUCCAACCAGAAUUUUCUUUUGGAACGAUACUGGCGGCAAACCUUGGACGUUAAGAUAAGGGGUCACAAUGCUUUGAGCAAACUGCGGACAUACUGCAUAUGUGGAGGGUAUGACACCCCGCAAGUGGAAAUGUACCAGUGCCAUACUGUUGGCUGUGGAAUGUGGAACCAUGAGGCAUGCUUGGUUAAGGACCUGGAGCGACGGGCCUGGAAGCAAUUCAAACAAGGGCGCCUGACGCACGAGGUCCCCGAGAAAAUGCAAGACAAAAGAUUCACUCAGAAAGUGGGUGAGACGCUGGGCCAUAUUGUCAACCUAGGACUCGGAAGAGCAGAGGCCAAGGACGAGGCCGACUCAGAAGUCACACCUGCUGCUAAAGGCACCAAGAAGCUCAAGGGCAAGAAGAACCCAUGGGCUGGCAAAUUGAAGGGCAAAAUCGUGAAGGUUGGGGAGGACAUUCACCAGGCUUAUGUGACACAACUGGUUCCCACGGCAAGCAGCAAGCUAGCGUGGCAGUCCGAGCCCAAUGUAUGGCGCAUGAAGAUGAGUUGCCUCAAGUGCAGGCAGCUAUUGGAUUGA
Molecule: messenger RNA, 1359 nt
Organism: Capronia epimyces CBS 606.96
Lineage: Eukaryota; Fungi; Ascomycota; Eurotiomycetes; Chaetothyriales; Herpotrichiellaceae
Exons: 2
Coding region: 1-1359 (452 amino acids)
Molecular function (GO): chromatin binding
Source: RefSeq, a predicted model, not a curated record